AUGGCCGUUAUCGAGGAGCUCGGCCUCGAGGUCAAAGUCAACGUCAAUGGCUCAGCGGCCGCCGAGUGCCCAGACGAAGAACCUGAUGUCAACAACAACGCUCGUAGGCAGACCGCCAACGUUUGUCACCGCUAUGUGGAGUCCGUUGACAACGCCGGGUUCGCCAUCAAUGUCGGGCUUAUCCCGGGGACCAACACUGGGCAGGAGUGGGUUGGUCGAUCACAAAACCACGGACUGUCAUUCACAGUGGCGUUCGAUGGCGGCCACAAUGUCGCGACAGUAGUGAUCCGCCAACGCCGCAACACAGAGCUCUUGGAAGGCGUUCACGUCGAGGAUGCCAACAAGAAACGUGUGGCUUCGGAUCUGAAGGUCGCCCAGAAUCUAGGACUCAUUCGGGUCUCUGUCCGUCGCAUCAUUUUCAAAAACAAAGACCAGAGUCAUACUUCUUCACACCAUCUGAGACUUGGAACACAAGGCAUAUCUCUUGCUGAGAAAGCUCUCAAGGGGCGAGCAGUGUCGCAUGGAGCAGCACUGUCUGCCCCGGUUCAGUCCACCAACUGGGACACCUACCACUUUGACUGCGUGGAUACGUACGCCUCUCCGCUCGCUGUCUUCUACUUCAAAUAUCGCUCGAAAGAGGCGCUCCAGCAGCAGCUUAUCAUCCCACGACCAAGAAGUCUUUCCAUGGAGUCCGAUCUGGAAAACAUUUCACCUGAUGAAAUCCGCCGCCUGGCACGCGAGAGAUUGUCGCAGAUAAAGGAUGGCAAGAAGCGGGCUAUAUGUGUCAAGGACGAGGACGACACGAAGAUCAUCAACUCCGACAAUGUUGGGGAUAACUAA
Molecule: messenger RNA, 840 nt
Organism: Diaporthe citri
Lineage: Eukaryota; Fungi; Ascomycota; Sordariomycetes; Diaporthales; Diaporthaceae
Exons: 6
Coding region: 1-840 (279 amino acids)
Source: RefSeq, a predicted model, not a curated record